Tremella mesenterica DSM 1558 is the source of this 1824-nucleotide messenger RNA. RefSeq lists its product as uncharacterized. The coding region runs from base 1 to 1824 and encodes 607 amino acids. The transcript is spliced from 2 exons. The record is from RefSeq and is a predicted model, not a curated record. Lineage: Eukaryota; Fungi; Basidiomycota; Tremellomycetes; Tremellales; Tremellaceae.
AUGUCUCUUCGAACUAUUCCAUCUAUAUCAUCAUCUGGGAUUGUACCCGUUUUCCAUCCAAAUCAUCCUCAUAACAAUCGAGCAUCACCAUUGAAGCAGAACCAUCCUAAUAUACCUUUACGAUCACUGGGCAGGUCCAAGAUGAUUUCGGACGAAUCGGAUUUAUCUCCUAGUCCUGAACAAUUGAAAAGAUGUUUUUGUGGUAGACAGGUGGAAAAGGAAUCUGAUACGGGUAUGUAUUGUUCAAGAGAAUGCGCUCAACGCGACACAUUCUCAUCACUAUGCUACAAACCUCAAAACUCAUCUCUCACACAACCUCUCACCUCGUCCGCUUCGAUAUCACGCGGAACGUCUUUAUCUUCUUCCACCUCCAGCACCUCUGCCAAUUAUCAAGAUGAGGAAUACGGUUCUCAUUAUCGUCGUAUGGCCCGUGCCGAUUUACGUCGUGAAGAAAGAAGAGAAGAGCGUAGACGUCGACGUGCCGAAGGAAGUGUCGCGUCCACUUCUUCACGAUCAACCAUGAUGUCAACCUCUUCUUUCGCAUCAUCUCGAAUACCUGAUUUAAUCCAUUCUCACUCUAGAAACCCAUCCGUCGCAUCUACCGCAUCAUCCAUUUGGAGCUCUAAUCUCAGUCGAAAUCCUAGUUCAGCUUCGAACGUUUCUUCAGUCUCGAGAGGAUGUAAAAUGCAAUUAGAAGAUGCUAUCAUGGAAGAUGAUGAUGAAGAAGAACUUUUAGAUGGAGUUUUCACACAAGGUAAACCUCAACGUACACGUAUAUUACAUCCAACCAAAAAAAUGACGGUACAUAAACGUAGACCUUCACAUGGUAAUAACGUGAAAAGGAUCGAACCUUUCGGAAUGGGACAAGAUAUGUUGGAUGUUUUGGAAGAUAUAAUUUCUAUGGAAAAAACUUUCGCUGUUGAAGAACAAACUUCUUCACCUGGGAUUUUCACAGCUGUUUUCGAUAAACCGCCUAGAACACCUUCUCCUAUAAACGAUAAACGUAUAUCUACCAUACCGGCUGCUCCAGGAGCUCCUGGACGUCAUAGAGGUACUUCAAGUAUGUCUGUUCAUAUGCCUGUUCAACAAUCCAUGGGAUUAGGUUUACAUCAAUCUUCUUUAUCAGAAUCACAUACCGCUUUAUAUCUCGUUACUGCUUCACCCGAACGUCAAGAUCGCAGGUCGACAAGUCCAAAAUUAUCAACAAGACAGAGUCUUACAUUUUCAAUCGAUUCGGCAGGUCCAUCAAUCCCCACAAUACCAUCAAUAUCAUCAAUCCCAAUCAGUUCCUCCAAUUCGAGUACUUCAAGUAUUCCAAUUAGUAGUAUCUCCAGUAAUUCAAGUUUAUCAAAUUUAUCAAGUAGACCUUUUAGGAAAUUCGAUUCACCAAUGGUAACUCCUUCAAGACGUAACAUUUCACCCACAGGUUACGCUCCAAUCGGUAAAUGGCGUUUCCCAACACCAACAUCAUCAGAUUCCAUCACUCCUACUCGUGCUAGACAAAGACAAAUAUCAGAUCCUAUGCAAGGAGAAGAUAUUGGACCUGCACUUCUUUGGCCACCACAAAGAGAUUUUGCACCUAGUUUAUUUCCUACUUCACCAGCUACGGGUACUCCAGAAUUUGGAUCGAUUGAAGGGGUAGGAGCAGGGGUAUCUAUUCCUGAUAGCGGAGUGAAAUUAGGGGUUUUAUUGGGUAGUGGGAAUAUGGAAAUUGAUGAAGGUGGUGGUAGUAGUACGGAACAUGUUCAUGGGAAUGAGAGAACGAGAGGAGAGUAUUUACCUGUUUUUUUGGAAGCGGAAGGAUUUAGGGCGGGACCUUAUUGA